Molecule: messenger RNA, 555 nt
Organism: Sporothrix brasiliensis 5110
Lineage: Eukaryota; Fungi; Ascomycota; Sordariomycetes; Ophiostomatales; Ophiostomataceae
Product: Arf/Sar family, other
Exons: 4
Coding region: 1-555 (184 amino acids)
Biological process (GO): vesicle-mediated transport; intracellular protein transport
Cellular component (GO): cytoplasm; plasma membrane
Molecular function (GO): GTPase activity; GTP binding
Source: RefSeq, a predicted model, not a curated record
AUGGGUCUCAACUUCUCCCGAAUCUUUGCCUCUUUCCUUGGCAAGAAGGAAAUGCGUAUUCUGAUGGUCGGUCUUGACGCUGCCGGAAAGACCACCAUUCUGUACAAGCUCAAGCUUGGCGAGAUUGUCACGACGAUUCCCACUAUCGGCUUCAACGUCGAGACCGUCGAGUACGGCAACAUCCAGUUCACCGUGUGGGAUGUCGGAGGACAGGACAAGAUCCGCCCUCUGUGGAGACACUACUUCCAGAACACCCAGGGCAUCAUCUUCGUGGUCGACUCCAACGAUCGCGACCGUAUCAUCGAGGCCCGCGAGGAGCUGCAGCGCAUGCUCAACGAGGACGAGCUCCGCAACGCUGUCCUCCUGAUCUUCGCCAACAAGCAGGAUCUGCCCAACGCCAUGAACGCCGCCGAGAUCACAGAUAAGCUCGGUCUCCACAGCAUGCGGCAACGCCAAUGGUUCAUCCAGUCGACGUGCGCCACGUCCGGUGACGGUCUGUACGAGGGACUUGACUGGCUUUCGGGUGCGCUGAAGAAGAGCCAGGCUAGCCAGUAA